CAAAGCAGAAAAAAAAAGAACAAUGGCGAUCAACGGAGGGGAGGCGAGACACCGGCAGCGGCAGCGGAGAUAUGAUGGUGAUAGUGCGUUAAUUCCUCGCCGAAGAAGAAUCCGACUCUUAACAAGCUCAAAAAAGCCGUCAUAGUUACCGCAUUAGGGGGUGUCGGCGGUAUAGUAGGAAUGGUUAUCAUGGCCCCACUGGCGAGGCGUUACCCUCGAGCCCUAGGAUCACUGAGUCGAACUCAGGUUUUGUUCAUCUUCAUAAAACCCUACAACCCCAUUUCCCGAAGUAAUGUGCUUUAUAAUCAAAGAGAAAUGGGUUUCGUGAAUCAGUUCGCUCGGGACUAUUCAACAUUUGCCGCUGCAGCAUGUGGAAUCGAUUCGAUAAUGAGAGUAACCAGAGGCAAAGAUGAUCUUACGAAUCACUUGGUCUCAGGAUCAGGUGCUGGGUUGGCAUACUCUUUUGUGAGCCAAGGCUUUAAAGUACGACCUGCACACGCACUCCUCACCGCUGCGGGCUCCGCUGUUGUUAUGUCAGGAACAGUGUAUAAGGGUUAUGAAAUAAUCAGAUCGCGCAAUGCCCAAGACUCCUUUUACACAGAGGCAAGAGCUAUGCUAUCGAAGUUAAGCCUUGAGGAUUACGAGAAGAAUUUCAAGAAGGGACAUCUCACCGAUUACACCUUACCAUUGCUCACUGACAGUGACCUAAAAGAAGUGACCAUUCCACCAGGGGCAAGGCUUUUGAUACUAGAUCAUAUCAAGAGGUACCAUAAGAUGGUAAACCGCAAGUGAGGAAAGCAGUAAACUGACCCAAAUAAUUAUAUAACUAGACGUGCGGUCAGUGGCAUGAAGAUCUCUUCUGAUACUCUAGAGCUUACUCAAAAUUGGAAGCGUUACCUCAGUUCUCUAACCUGUCUUGGGACAAUCGGAAGUGUUUCUAAGUUGCUGCCCUACACACUGGUCGUGGAAUUUGAGUUCAAAAUAGAGGCAUGGCCAAUAAAACUCUCUUAUGUGCCACCAUGUUUUGUAUCAGCCCUCAUGUAUGUUCAGCUUUCGACACCAGUCACAACGAGAACAUCAAGCCAGAUGACAUUAGCAGUUUCUGAGGAAUUGCCGUGUUCUGAAGAACUUACUCGAAGCGAGAGAUUCCUUGACAUCGUCAAGAAAAUAAAAAAGGUUCAAAGAGAGUCUAAAAGGUGCAACAUUGUCAUUGGUUGAGCCACAUUCGUAGACAAGAUGAAGAAUGAAUCCAACCUAUACUUAAGCAGUAUUAUAUCUUUUAUAGCUUUUUUUUAUGUGUGUGGGCAUGGCUUCAGGUUUCCUAGGUUCGACCUAGAUGUUAUCAGUUCAUUCAAUUUGCCUUCUUUAGGAGU
This is a messenger RNA of Brassica oleracea var. oleracea, 1373 nucleotides long. RefSeq lists its product as uncharacterized. Gene Ontology annotation, biological process: protein targeting to chloroplast; protein insertion into mitochondrial inner membrane. The transcript has 8 exons. Bases 181 to 792 code for a protein of 203 amino acids. Gene Ontology annotation, molecular function: transmembrane protein transporter activity; protein binding. The record is from RefSeq and is a predicted model, not a curated record. Lineage: Eukaryota; Viridiplantae; Streptophyta; Magnoliopsida; Brassicales; Brassicaceae. Gene Ontology annotation, cellular component: chloroplast inner membrane; TIM22 mitochondrial import inner membrane insertion complex.